Molecule: messenger RNA, 252 nt
Organism: Rotaria sp. Silwood1
Lineage: Eukaryota; Metazoa; Rotifera; Eurotatoria; Philodinida; Philodinidae
Source: the annotation of a GenBank genome assembly
AUGGGUGUUGAUGGACCUCAUCCAUAUGGACAAUGGGGUGUCUGUUUGCUCAAUGAACUUUUGAGUGAUACAUUAACAUGGAUGUCAGCAAAUCAUGGUGAAUUCGAAGUUUUGUUUCAUCCAAAUACAGGAGAAAUGAUUGGUGAUCAUGAUAGUCAACAACGAGCUAUGUGGAUCAAGCAGCAGGUGCCACUUGAUUUAGAUUUCCUCAGAUGGUUACAAUGUCAAUGGUUUGGAUGCGAGGACAAUUGA